Molecule: messenger RNA, 1072 nt
Organism: Daphnia carinata
Lineage: Eukaryota; Metazoa; Arthropoda; Branchiopoda; Diplostraca; Daphniidae
Exons: 4
Coding region: 77-577 (166 amino acids)
Source: RefSeq, a predicted model, not a curated record
AACCAAAAAAGACGUUGAACGCCUCUAUAGUCUCUGAUAGGGAGUGAUUCAGAUCAAAACGUUUAUUUAAAAAAAAAUGAUGAGCUUAAGAUUGCUGUGCUUGAUCGGUUUGGUGGCGGGCAUUCAUUGCGGUCUGGUCCGACGCGACUUGGGCCACAAGGGCGGAAGCAGCUAUGGCGCUCCACCGGCAUCAAGCUAUGGAGCCGUACCUCCAGCACCCACUUAUGGAGCUGCUCCAGUAUCCACUUAUGUUGCAUCAAACUACGGCGCUCCCGUCUAUUACGAAGAGGAUGACAAGCCGGAUCUGAAAGCCAAACUCGAGGAGUUCAAGAGCAAAAUCAUCGGUCAUCUCGGUUACAUGAAGGGCUCCAUCCUGGCGGCCAAGGGCAAAAUGAUGUUGAAGAAAGCUCAACACUACCAACAGAAGGGCGAGAAAUUGGUAGGAAUCGGUGAGUCUCUGAAAGCUUUGAAACCAGAGAAAGAGGAGAAGCAUAAACACCACGAGCCGAGCUACGCUCCGAUCUACUCGCCACCAGCUCCCGUCUACUCGCCACCGGCUUCCGGUUAUUCCGGUUAGGAAGUUAAAGUACGAAGGUGAACGAGUUUGUGGUUCUUUUAUUUUUAUCUCUUCAAUGUACAGCUCACAAGCGUUUCUCCCGGUAGAGACGACGACAUUUUUUUCCCCCCGUACACAAUAUGAGAGAGAGAAUGUCAUUCUGUAAAAGAUGAAUAUAUUUUGUUGUAGUAGUAGUGUGUAAUACUCCAUCCUAUUCCAAUCAUUGCUUCCCGCUUUUACUUCAAUUUUCUUAUUUGUUACGGAUCCCAAAUCAGCCAACAACAUCAUCAUCAUUUAUAGCCCAUCAAUUGGAAAGAAAAGGAAAAGAAGAAGCCAAGAGUAUUAUUACAUUUUAACCCGAUUGAUUUGUUUGUUUGAGUAUGUUUCAUCGUGCCGGCUAAUCAUAGAUCUCGUUGUGACGCGAGCUUUUUGAUUUUGUCAUCACUUUCUCUUUUGUCUUUUUGGAAAACAUUUUCAUACCACCUGAUGAAUACAGAUAAAACAAAAAACAACAAA